UUACGCGCUUUUAAGGCUUUUUCUGACUUCUUUCUGCUCGGAAUACCGCAGCGGACUCACUUGUUGCUAUGUUGAGACUGAUGUUUAAGCUGUUGUGAAGCUUUUUUUUCACCUGCACAGAUGGAUAGAUGGUGAUCACGAUUACAAAUGCAUGCGUUCUGCACUAGAGGUAAUGUGUGCCACAGCGCUUUACCACAGCUGGCACGUCCCACAUUGGGCCGGACCCAGCCCUCCCCGGACCUGAAGCCCCUCCUCCCCUUCCACCUGUUGCCUGGAUUUACUGAUAUGGAUCAUGUCCAUAAAGCUCUGAUUGGCCCAGGCUACGGGCACACUUCACCCCUGAAGAGGAAGACCAGUUCCUGUGGACUCUGUCGACUGAGGUUCAACUCUGAGGCUCAGGCAUCUUCCCAUUAUAGUGGCACCAAACAUGCAAAGAGGAUGAAAGCUUUGGAGUCUCCAGAUUCUAAGAUCAGGACCUCUGAACCUGUCUCCAAGGAAACCACAUUGCAAAUCCUCUCGUCACCAUGUGUACAGCCCUCCAGCUCUGAUACAACAUCAGGUGAACCCUCACCCCCCCUCCCUGUUCCGGAGACAGCACCUUUGAGCAGCAGUCCCAUCGAACCUGUGAAAGCCCCCUGUGACCCCUCACUAUCACCUUGUCUGAGAACAACAGAGAAAGAGGCAAACAGGGAGGGAGAGGUGGAGGGGGCUCCAGAAGAGGAGACAGAGGAGGAGAAAGCUCGACGACUCCUUUACUGUUCCCUGUGCAAAGUGGCUGUCAACUCGGCCUCCCAACUCCAGGCUCACAACAGUGGUACUAAACACAAGACAAUGCUGGAGGCAAGAAGUGGAGACGGAGCCAUAAAGUCAUUCCCGAGGACGGGUGUCAAGGCCAAGUUGGCGGCACCAUUGGAGUCAUCAACUGGACUCCAGAACAAAACCUUCCACUGUGAGAUCUGUGACGUGCAUGUCAACUCUGAAACACAGCUCAAACAGCACAUCAGCAGUAGGAGGCACAAGGACAGAGCUGCAGGUAAACCAGCCAAACCCAAAUUCAGCCCCUAUACUCCCACUCAGCGCCACCACCAGAGCUUCCAAACAAUUCGUCUGGCUUUGAGGAAGAACCAGGACCUGACCAAACCUCUGGCCUCUUGUCUUCUACAGCGUCAAAUCGCAGCCGCCACUGUCGCCAUGGCUACCCUCCCUCCCUUCCCUCUGCGGCCCGCCUCUAAUUCCAGCCCGGCCCUUUUUCAGAGUCAGCCGCCACCCCUCCCUCCGGCCCUGCUGCACCCGGCCCCGGGUCCCAUAUGUUCAACACACACGCCGGUUCUGUUCUCCCCCUACUGACCCACCGGACCAUGUCUCAAUUAGCUCUGGACUGCAGUUUAGGCAGACCUGCGGCCGGAGCACCAUGGGACAGGAAGAACUACAACAAUGUAGGCGGCGGAUGGACAAAAUAAAAACAAAAUAUUUUCUGACAACAGAUUGUGUGUGUGUUUAAGUGUAAGUGAAUGCACAGGUAUAGCCAUCAUGGAGGUGUUAUAUUUCACAGUGUUGUUGCUGCACUGCUGCUCUCUAUGAAUAAAUCAAUUUAUUUUAAUUACAUUAAUUUAAUUUAUAUUGAUUACAGGUUUUAUAGAUGAUAAUUUAACAUCGAUGAAAGCAGCUUAAUUCAGUGUGGUUGUCAUAUCAACCUCUGGUGGCUGUAACUGUGUGUGUUUGCGUGCAGAUGUGCAUAUAAGUAUGGAUGUUAAUCUGAGCAUGCUUGAUUCAAGAUGUCUAUUAUUUUCCCAAUAAACACUAGCUGUGCACAUGCAGUAAGUGCUUGAUGAUCUCUCCAGGUUGAAGUAAAUGGCUCAAAAAUGUGUGUUUUAUUCAAUAAAUAUGUGUGUAAUUGUU
Sphaeramia orbicularis (orbiculate cardinalfish) is the source of this 1899-nucleotide messenger RNA. RefSeq names its product zinc finger protein 385D-like. The record is from RefSeq and is a predicted model, not a curated record. Bases 148 to 1347 code for a protein of 399 amino acids. NCBI's taxonomy places the organism in Eukaryota, Metazoa, Chordata, Actinopteri, Kurtiformes, Apogonidae. The transcript has 8 exons. Gene Ontology annotation, molecular function: zinc ion binding; nucleic acid binding. Gene Ontology annotation, cellular component: nucleus.